Molecule: messenger RNA, 4928 nt
Organism: Polypterus senegalus (gray bichir)
Lineage: Eukaryota; Metazoa; Chordata; Cladistia; Polypteriformes; Polypteridae
Gene: nnt
Product: nicotinamide nucleotide transhydrogenase
Exons: 22
Coding region: 13-3423 (1136 amino acids)
Biological process (GO): proton transmembrane transport; NADPH regeneration
Cellular component (GO): mitochondrial inner membrane
Molecular function (GO): NAD binding; NADP binding
Source: RefSeq, a predicted model, not a curated record
GUUGACAAGUGAAUGCCUCUUUCCAGUCUCCCAAGACUUGCUUCUUAUGGGCUUCUUAGACCAGCUUUUUCAGUUUACAUCCACAUGCUGCCAACUGUCACCCAGGAGAAGGAGGACGGAAAAGCUCAGCAAAGUGGCAGCUAUUGGUCAACCAUCCCCUGUAUAAUGGCCAGUCUUUUACGAGUGGUAGCUACUGGCUGCUCAAGCGCAACCUUCUGUGGAGUGAUAUCAAGAAAACCACAAACUGUCAAGACAUCAAGUUUACGCUUCUUCCAAUCCUUUCAAGUUCGAUGGUGCCAGAACUCUGCUAACCCAGGCAUUCCUUAUAAGCAAUUAACUGUUGGAGUACCAAAAGAAAUUUUCCAGAAUGAGAAGAGAGUUGCAUUGUCCCCUGCUGGUGUGCAGGCCCUUAUUAAGCAGGGUUUUAAUGUUGUGGUAGAGUCGGGAGCAGGAGAAGCUUCCAAGUUUGCAGAUGAACAUUACACUCAAGUUGGUGCUACCAUCAAAGGGGCCAAGGAUGUUCUCUCAUCAGACAUAGUCCUUAAGGUGAGAGCUCCCAUUUUUAAUCCAGCUCUUGGUACUCAUGAGGCUGAUCUUUUAAAAGAUUCUUCUACUCUGGUCAGCUUUAUCUACCCUGCACAAAACCAGGAACUUAUGGACAAACUAUCCCAGCGGAGAGCUACUGUACUAGCUAUGGAUCAAGUUCCAAGAGUGACCAUCGCCCAGGGAUAUGAUGCUCUUAGCUCCAUGGCGAACAUUGCAGGUUAUAAAGCUGUAGUUUUGGCAGCCAACCAUUUUGGACGAUUCUUCACUGGUCAGAUUACAGCUGCUGGAAAAGUUCCCCCUGCAAAGGUUCUUAUUAUUGGAGGUGGUGUAGCUGGUUUGGCAUCUGCAGGUGCUGCCAAAGCAAUGGGAGCCAUUGUAAGGGGGUUUGAUACCAGAGCAGCAGCUUUGGAGCAGUUCAAGUCUCUGGGAGCUGAGCCUCUGGAAGUAAAUAUUACGGAGUCUGGGGAAGGUCAGGGAGGCUAUGCCAAGGAGAUGUCAAAGGAGUUUAUUGAAGAAGAGAUGAAACUUUUUGCAAAGCAAUGCCAAGAGGUUGACAUUCUCGUCAGCACUGCCCUGAUUCCUGGAAAAAGAGCACCUAUUCUAAUAACUAAAGAGAUGAUUGAGAGCAUGAAAGAUGGCUCAGUUGUUGUUGAUUUGGCUGCUGAGGCUGGAGGCAAUAUUGAGACAACUGUAUCAGGAGAGUUAUCUGUGCAUAAGGGUGUUACGCACAUUGGAUAUACGGACCUUCCCAGCAGGAUGGCAACUCAGGCCAGCACUUUGUACUCCAAUAACAUCAUCAAACUUCUGAAAGCAAUUAGCCCAGAUAAGAAUAACUUUUACUAUGACAUUAAAGAUGAAUUUGAUUAUGGCACAAUUGACCAUGUGAUUCGAGGAACUGUCGUUAUGAAGGAUGGCAAACUGAUAUUUCCAGCACCUCCACCUAAAAAUAUUCCACAGGCUGCUCCAGUAAAGCAGAAAUCAGUUCAGGAAAUAGAGGCUGAAAAAGCAGCCUCCCUUUCCCCUUUCAGAAAAACAAUGACAACAGCCAGCAUGUACACUGGUGGUAUUUCCACUUUAAUGGGCUUGGGCCUGGUAGCACCAAAUGCCGCUUUCACUCAGAUGGUGACAACGUUUGGUCUAGCAGGUAUCGUGGGCUAUCAUACUGUCUGGGGAGUCACCCCAGCCCUCCACUCUCCUUUGAUGUCUGUUACCAAUGCCAUCUCAGGUCUAACUGCUGUGGGUGGCCUGGCUUUGAUGGGAGGUGGCUAUGCUCCCUCAUCCUCUGCCGAGUUACUUGCUGUGCUGGCAGCCUUCAUCUCUUCUGUGAAUAUUGCUGGUGGUUUUCUGGUCACCCAGAGAAUGCUGGACAUGUUUAAGCGACCCACUGACCCUCCCGAAUACAACUAUUUGUACCUCCUGCCUGGUGCUGCCUUUGUUGGAGGGUAUGGGGUUGCUCUGCAGAGUGGAUACAACAUUGAGCAGAUGAUGUACUUGGGCUCAGGUUUGUGCUGUGUUGGUGCAUUGGCUGGCCUCUCAACCCAAGGCACAGCUCGACUUGGCAAUGCACUUGGAAUGAUUGGUGUUGCUGGUGGCAUAGCAGCUACACUUGGGGCACUGAAGCCUUCUCCUGAACUCUUGGCUCAGAUGAGUGGUGCCAUGGCAGUUGGUGGCAGUAUUGGCUUGACUAUUGCUAAGCGUAUCCAGAUUUCUGAUUUGCCUCAGUUAGUGGCUGCUUUCCACAGUUUGGUUGGGCUUGCUGCUGUCCUGACAUGUGUGGCAGAGUAUAUGGUUGAGUACCCCCAUUUUGCCACUGAUCCUGCUGCUGACCUGACUAAAAUAGUAGCCUACCUAGGUACUUACAUUGGUGGAGUGACAUUCAGUGGGUCUCUCAUUGCUUAUGGGAAACUGCAAGGUGUUUUGAAUUCAGCACCCCUCCUCCUCCCUGGCAGACAUGUCUUAAAUGCAGGAUUAAUGGCUGCCAGUGUUGGUGGAAUGAUUCCCUACAUGAUUGAUCCAAGCUUCACCACUGGUAUUACCUGCUUGGGUUCUGUCUCCGCACUGUCUGCAAUCAUGGGUGUGACUUUGACAGCUGCAAUUGGUGGUGCUGACAUGCCUGUGGUAAUUACAGUCCUGAACAGUUAUUCUGGGUGGGCAUUGUGUGCUGAAGGAUUCUUGCUCAACAACAACCUUCUCACUAUCGUUGGGGCACUUAUUGGAUCUUCAGGAGCAAUACUUUCAUAUAUCAUGUGUGUGGCAAUGAACCGAUCCCUGGCAAAUGUUAUUCUUGGUGGCUAUGGAACUUCAUCCACUGGAACAGGCAAACCAAUGGAAAUCACUGGUACACAUACAGAGGUUAAUGUGGAUCAAACUGUAGAAAUGAUUAAAGAGGCUCAUAGCAUCAUCAUAACCCCAGGGUGGGGCCUGUGUGCAGCAAAGGCCCAGUACCCCAUUGCUGAAUUAGUGAAGUCCUUACAAGAACAAGGAAAGAAAGUUAGAUUUGGUGUUCACCCAGUUGCCGGACGGAUGCCUGGACAGCUUAAUGUCUUGUUGGCCGAAGCAGGAGUUCCAUAUGACAUUGUACUUGAAAUGGAUGAAAUCAAUGAAGACUUUUCAGAAACUGACCUAGUCCUUGUUAUCGGUGCAAAUGAUACUGUGAACUCUGCAGCACAAGAAGAUCCAAACUCCAUCAUUGCAGGCAUGCCAGUUCUUGAAGUCUGGAAGUCUAAGCAGGUCAUUGUUAUGAAGAGGUCAUUGGGAGUAGGUUAUGCAGCUGUGGACAAUCCCAUCUUCUAUAAACCUAAUACUGCAAUGCUGUUAGGAGAUGCCAAAAAGACCUGUGAUGCUCUGCAAGGAAAGGUUCGAGAGGUGUACCAGUGAUCAGUCUGAGGAAAAUCAGCUUCUUAUACCAGUUUUGAAAAAUGCAAAUUCUCCUCCUUUUAUUGUUAUUAACAUAACUGACAAUUACAGUCAGCCCACAAGUGUUUAAAUAAUUGUACUGUGUGGUUAUAUUCUUUAUCAUCUUCCAUUGUCAGGAAAAUAAGGGAUCAUUUUUGCAUUUUUUACUUAAAUGGUUUUAGUAUUGUUAAAACACCUUCCUAUACAAUUUCCAAAAACAUUUUGCACAAAUCAUAACUGCAUUAUCAUUGUUUUUAAAAAAUAGUUUUAUUUUAAGUAUUUUCACAAUCACUGUUGUUUUAUAGUUCUCAAACAAUAUUACAAUUGUAUUAAUGUUUUGAUGUCCAACUAAGAAAUAGAUUUUUUUUAUUACAUAACAUAUAUCCUGAUUUACAUUGUAAUGAUCUCAACCAACACUUUGUAUUAACUUUUUUUUGAGAACUUGAAAUUGUAAUUAUUACUAUAUUCUAUUGUUUUGGCUGUAAAGAGAAACAGAUUCUCCAUUUAGCAAUAUUUUGUAUACAGUACUUUGUAGUCUGUAGGUUUAAUCUGCAGAGAGAUUCAAAUAUACAUAAAUGCUUCAGACUGUGUCAGGGUCAUUCAUAUUGUAAUGCCCUUGAAGUAUAAAUUCUUAAACAUAUUUGACAAGCAGCUGAAAAGUAAAGUAUGAGCAUCUGAUUUAUGUGCAGCAAAAACACGGUCAUCAUCCUAAAUACAUGACAGAAAAUCCAGCUGGGUUACCAGGAAUUUGUUAAAAGUGUGUUUAUUAACCAGGUGGUAGUAGAGUAGGUUACUGUAAGAAUUGUUUGUAACCCACUGCAGGGAAAAACGCCAAAUAUGGGGGAGUCUAAGAAGUUGCAGGAACUUUGUAAUGUAUAAUUAGACCUUGUUCAAUAGUGAGAAUGUAAAUUAAAAUUAUAGGCUUUUAGUUGAUUUCCUUUAAGUGCUGUAAUUAACUGUACUAAUGAAAAUUAAAGUAAAAAAAUGCAUUAUCCCACACAUUAAAAAAAAAAAAAAACAAACUAAUAUCAAAGUAAUUCGAUACAUAGAUAGUUGUUUUAUAAUAUGUUUUCCCUUUCUCAACUUCAGGAGCACAUUUAUGAUUAGGUUCAGAAAUAUUGCUUAAAUUCUUAAGUGAAAUCCAAUAACAUAGUUAUAUAUUGUCCAUACAUUUCUGAUGUAAUAGUUUUGAUUUUAAAUGAUUUAUUUUAAUGUUCUGUUAGCAUUAUUUUAGUUAUAUAGCUCCAGCAUGAUAAAUAGCAAGUCAAUAGCUAAUGUAAAAAGGAAGACAAACUGGCAUUCAUUUAUUUUCAGCUAAGUAAAUACCUAUUGGAAAGCAUUAAAAUUUACUAUUCCUUAACAUAGAAGACAGGGUGCACAUAUUUCAUGUAGCAUUAUAAGCUUAUAUAAAAGCUUAGGUAUAGAAAGUAACAAGACUUUUAAAAAAAAAAAUUGAUUGAAGCAGUACUGGUAAAAAAAAAAAAAAA